Cladophialophora immunda is the source of this 3561-nucleotide messenger RNA. RefSeq lists its product as uncharacterized. Lineage: Eukaryota; Fungi; Ascomycota; Eurotiomycetes; Chaetothyriales; Herpotrichiellaceae. Bases 1 to 3561 code for a protein of 1186 amino acids. The transcript is spliced from 15 exons. Gene Ontology annotation, cellular component: membrane. Gene Ontology annotation, molecular function: carbohydrate:proton symporter activity; DNA binding; zinc ion binding. Gene Ontology annotation, biological process: transmembrane transport; DNA-templated transcription; carbohydrate transport. The record is from RefSeq and is a predicted model, not a curated record.
AUGAAAUCGCAGAAUGAAGAAAACCUCACCAUGGGCAGCCGUCUCCGGCUAUUCUCCAAGACUACGGUUUUCAUCAUGAUAUACACGGCCAGCUGUGCCUUCAACUUUGGGUACGACGUUGGAAACUUCGGUGGCGUUCAAGGCAUGCAAAGCUUCGGAAAGAUAUUCGGCCAAUACUAUGAGAAGACGGGGAAAUACGCCCUGCCAGCGUAUCUCUCCUCUGUCAUGACUUCGGUGCCCUUCUUCGGAAAAGCUUUGGGUGUCAUUUGCGGCGCCUGGAUUGCUCAAAAGUUUGGCAGAAAGCCGGCGAUAGCGAUCCUGAUUGCCAAUGGCUUCAUAGGUAUUACCUUGCAAACCGCGGCAACAACAGCAGCGCAGUUUACAGUGGGCCGUGUGAUGAAUUUUGCAACAACCGGAUUGACGAUCAUUGUGGUACCUAUUUACCUUGCUGAAACAAGCCCUCGUGAGCUUCGAGGAAUGAUGAACGCAACGAUCCAGUUGAUGAUCAUCCUGGGUCAAUUGGUAGCCUCACUGGUCAACUUGGGCACCAAGGACUUUAAGAGCAACGCGGGCUGGCGAAUCCCGGUCGGUCUUCAAUUCAUUCCUGCAGGACUUCUGGCACUGCUCUGGUUUAUGCUACCCGAAUCGCCUCGAUGGCUCCUCUCACAGCAUCGCACUGAAGACGCCGUCAAAUCCCUCCAGAAGAUCUCCAAGAACAGCAAGCCGAUGGGCGAAAUCGAGUCCGACAUCGCCAUGCUUCAGAGAGAGCGUGCUAAUGAGAGCAAGGGUACUUGGGGAGAGGUGUUUGACAAGACAAAUAGGCGUCGAACGGCCGUCGCCGUGCUUGCAAUGUUUGGACAGCAAAUCACGGGCCAGGCUUUCGUUUCUCAGUAUUCGGUCAUCUUCUACCAACAGCAAGGCUUUGCAAGCGAGGCAUUUGUCUUCACAGUGCUCAAUAACGUGGUCUCGUUGGUGUGUCUCAUCUUCACCUGGUUUAUUGUCGACUCCGUUGGUCGCAGGCCGAUCCUUCUCUUCGGCGCAUUCAUGAUGGCGCUCUUUCUACUUAUUUUAGGAGGCCUUUCCACAAUCUCAGACCCGACCCAGGCGGCAAGGCACAUGAGCAUUGCCAGCGUCAUGCUUUUUGGAGCCGGGUACAGUCUUUCGUGGGCACCAGUGUCCUACAUUAUUGUCAGCGAAGUUGCGUCGACAAGAGUCAAGGAGAAGACGAAUUUGCUGGCCUGCGUGAUCUCCGUCCUCACGACCUUCGUCACUUCCUUCACCAUCCCUUACCUGAUCAACGACCAAUACGCCGGGCUCGGUGGGAAGGUUGGCUUUGUGUACGGCUCCAUCUGUGCCGCCAUGUUUUUCGUGGCCUAUCUCUUCAUCCCCGAACUUAAGAACCGCAGCUUGGAAGAGGUGGAUCAGCUGUUUGCCUCAAGCACUCCCAUGCGCAGGUUUGGACAGGUCAAGACUCAGGCGGCGGAAAAGAUUGAAGCCACCGAGGUGCACGAGGUGGAGUAUACCACCAAGGAUGAGGAAGCGCUCAACGAUGACUCGAUUCCGCAGGACUUGGGUGUGCUACGAUCCCUGAUCGAUGCUUACUUUGAUCAUGUCCAUCCCUUGAGGUGUCUGGGUUUUAUCCACAAGCCAACCUUCAUUUACGCCCUGGAGAGAGGUGCGUUGACAGACGAAUACAAUGAAGCAUUGAUCUACAUAAUGUGCGCUUUUGGAGCAAAGUACUUGUCCUGGGACACUCAUCGGCCUCUCUGCCUUUCUGAUGAUGAAACCGAGGUGCCUGGUGCUCAGUGGGCGAGAAAGGCCAGGGAAAUCGCGAUGAAAGACAUGGCCAUCCCGUCCCUGCAAAAUCUCAUGGCCUUGGUCCUCAUCUCAGAAUACGGCGCUGGUGCUUGCGGAAACGCCAUUGCCUUCGUGUUGGCCGGCUGUUGCCAACGUCUGGCUCGUCUCCUUGGCCUUGAUGCUACCUCCAGGUCGAGCGUGAGGUCUGGCUUCGAAUCUUGCGAGCAUGAGAGCCGCAGGAGGCUUAUGUGGUCUUGCUUCAUCCUCGAUGGCAUUGUCGGCUCGGGCGUCGAUGCGCACAGUCUAUCUAAGGACACGAUCCCGAAAAUCCCUCUUCCUCGCCCCGAGUCCGAAUUCUUGUCUCAAGUUCCAAUUGACGAACAGGAACUACCCAGACUCGAGAGUAUGGAAAGUCCAGAAGCGAUCCAACCCGUUGACUACCGAGGCCAAGUCGUCUACCUUGUCCAGCUGCGCACUCAGGUCCUUAGGUUGAUCAGAGGAUCGCUCUCCGCGAGCGAUAUUCAGGGCCCAGACUCCCCCUUUGUGGACCUACUCAAUCGUCUGGAGUCGUGGUACGCGAAUGUCCCCGCGAAACUUCGUAUCACCGAUCUCAACAUGUACAUCCUCAAGGAAUUGAACAUGCUCGGGCCAGUCUUUGCUCUUCACCUUUUCUACCAUACGGCGGUGUCCGACCUGACGCGUGUAUCGCUUCCUGGAUUCAAUUUCCCCCUUGCCGCCACCUUCGAGGAGGUCUCUGAGGGUUUCCGUCGAGACUGCCAACGACGUUGCCGUCACCAUGCCGACGAGGUCUCGCGGCUGAUCGGUAUUGGACUGAAACACGGAACUCGACCAUUUGACGACCCAUUUUGCUUCACCGCCGCCUACGAAACGACAAAGAUACAAAUCAUCCACUGCACUACAACAGAGAACCGUCGGCAGAGGGAAAGAAGCUCAGCAGAAGCAAACAUCCGCUGCAACACCAGACUGAUGACGUUGAUGGGGCGAGAUGGCUCUCAUGUCCAUGUACGACCCCUCGUCGCCCUCUUGCACCGGUUCGGGUUCUCCAAGAUCGCUCUCGAAUGGGACCCUAGGUCCUCGGCCGACGAAGACGACAAUGUCGAGAUCUCGAGCCCCGUGGAUUCCAACCAUUUGUCCAACGUUUCGAUACUCAGGAUGGCUCGCGCGGAGAUGCGCCGGCACGAAAGCCAGAGUACCAAGAGUCCAGCGUCCCAGGGUGGCAUGAUCACGUCUUUAGCAGAGGAUGGUCGAGGAUCCAGCGCCAUGGAGCAAGUGCAGAGUCCGCUGCUGGCCGAUCGACGCCAUCGUGGGAGAGACUCAAGGAUCGUGACCAGAAUCCCCGACGCUGGAGAAUUCCAUUCGGCUUUGGACAAUGCGACGUCUCCGCCGCAUUACACGGCCGGGCUUCAUCGCCCAACGGGCUUCGACUCGAUAACCAGAGUCUCCGCCGACAUCAGGCAGGACUACAGCACUCUCAACACCGACAACGACCAGCCCUACAACCACGCGACCGUGGACCCCGUCGGGUCGGCUGGCCUGUUCCCAGACGCGAGCUGCUUCCUCGACGCUUCCGCCUCGGACGACUUUGCCGACGACUACGCCAAACUCGCGAUGGAGAUGUCCGACUACAUCACCUGGAACGCCGCGGACUAUACUCCAUGGCUGCCGCUCAAUCCUGACCCGACGACACAGGACACGCAGAACUACGUCCAGCACGGCGACCCUCGGCCUUCCGUGCCCGGGUAG